Messenger RNA from Lachancea sp. 'fantastica', 1071 nucleotides. NCBI's taxonomy places the organism in Eukaryota, Fungi, Ascomycota, Saccharomycetes, Saccharomycetales, Saccharomycetaceae. The record is from the annotation of a GenBank genome assembly.
AUGAGCUUUUCAGAGGAACGAUUGGUAACGAAAUUGAAUGGAUUGGAUGAGACUCAAGAUUCGAUUGUGGGAGCUUCGAGAUGGGUACUUGGACAGCAUAAAAAUAUCAAGGAAAUAGCUAGAGCUUGGGACAGAUUUGUGAGUAAACCAACAAUCAACACACGCAGAAAACUGCUUGCGAUAUAUCUGGCUAACGAUGUGGUUCAGCAAGCUAAACACAAGCGUGUUAGCGAAGUGGGUACUGCGUUUGGGGAAAUCAUGCCUGGGACGCUGAGUCGUGUAUACCCGGAACUGAGCACGGAAAUGAGACAAAAAGUACGUCGUGUGGUGGAUAUUUGGAAACAACGACAGGUUUUCACGGAUUCGGUGCUGAAAAAAGUAUACGCUCAAUUGAAGGACACUCCAAAUCGGGCUUCGUCAUCUUCAACAGUAGCACCAGAACUCCAAAAACUAGUUGAGAUCUUCAACCAGCUCACCAAAUCCCAAGCUGGAGUCAGCUCCAACAAAACUCGGUUUGACUCAUCAGUGGAGGCUUUGGACCCCAGUAGUGCUGUGUACAUGGAGAAUUUCAAGACAAUUCAAAAAAUCGGCCAAACAGCCAAAGACGCAUUGCAAUUGUCGCUUGAGAGUCGGGAGAAGGCGGCAAAAGAGCUUCAAGUUCUGCUGGACUUUCAAAAUGAACAAUUGCAGCAAGACCAGAAUAUGAUCAGUGAAAUUGACGCCGUCCUUGCAGCCAAGGACCCACUAAGCUCACAGACUGCACCAGUGGAAGACGAGAUAAUGCCUGUUUAUGAACCCAGUGACGGAAGCGACAGCGAUACAGACAAUAGCGAUGUAGAAGAACAGGGCGCUAAGAAAAGAAGGCGUAAAUCUUCCACGCAGUCGACAGAAGAUAAAGACGAAGCGAAUAGACUGAAAUCAGUUGCCGUAGAGGCUCAACCCAGUUCAAAUGAAGAUGCAGAAUCUGUUGAUGCAGCUACGUACGAGCCCACGCCUGCGGAAGUCGCCGCCAACUCGCCCAUGGCAGUGACGUCGAGCAUCCAGGACUUACUGAGUAAGUUAGCUAGCUAA